This is a messenger RNA of Teleopsis dalmanni, 1721 nucleotides long. RefSeq names its product fatty acyl-CoA reductase 1 (gene FarO). The record is from RefSeq and is a predicted model, not a curated record. Gene Ontology annotation, cellular component: peroxisome. The transcript is spliced from 11 exons. Gene Ontology annotation, molecular function: alcohol-forming very long-chain fatty acyl-CoA reductase (NADP+) activity. Lineage: Eukaryota; Metazoa; Arthropoda; Insecta; Diptera; Diopsidae. Gene Ontology annotation, biological process: long-chain fatty-acyl-CoA metabolic process. Bases 174 to 1721 code for a protein of 515 amino acids.
UGUAAACCUCGGGAAUGACACGCGCUUAGCAAACGAAGUAUAUUUUUGUGAGAAAUUUUUUUGCGAAAGUCCUCACCACAGUGUUCAGAAAGAUAGAUAGAUUUGUAAUAUAUAUAAAGCAAAAAAAUUGAAAAAAAUCAAAUUGUUAAUAUUUAAAAUAAAUUCAUACAAAAAUGAUUGCGGAGUUUUUUAAAGACAGUGAAAUUUUUAUUACCGGUGGUACGGGUGUUGUUGGUAAAGCGUUAAUUGAAAAACUCCUUCGAUCCUGCGAUGUGAAAAGGAUAUAUGUUUUGUUGCGUCCGAAAAAAGGACUAGACUUGAAUCAACGUUUGGAGAAGCUACGUAACGCCAAUGUUUUUAAUGUGUUGAAAACAACUAAUCCGGAUGCUUUUGAUAAAUUAUAUGCAAUCCCUGGUGAUGUAACACUGCCAUGCUUAGGGAUUACUGAAGAUCAUAAAAAACUAAUGGAAAAUGUUUCAGUUGUAUAUCACAGUGCAGCCACUAUACGAUUCGACGAGCCAAUGGAAGUUGCAUUAAAUUUAAACGUUGGUGGCACACUACAAACCCUAAAGUUUGCCGAAUCUUUAAAAGACUUAAAAUUAUUUAUGCACAUAUCAACUUUCUUUAGCAAUCCACAUUUGAAGUUCAUAGAACCAAAGGUAUACCCAGCACCUAUCGAUUGGAAAAUAUGUUUGGAGGCACUCAAUAAUAAAGACAUUCUGAAAAACCUUAAUUUCUUUUCUGAUAAGUUAUCAGGUGGUUUUCCAAACACAUACACAUUCACAAAGAACCUGUCUGAGUCCUUAGUGAACGAUUAUCGUGAUCGUUUACCAGUAGCCAUAUUUAAACCAUCCGUAGUCCUUUUCUCUGUGGAAGAACCAGAGCCAGGUUUUUCACCAUCACUUAUAGGUGCAAUGGGAGUGUUUGCACUUGUAGCUGCUGGAAUACUUAAAACGGUUUACAUAAAUAGAAGCAUACCAUUGGAUAUUACAUUACAGGAUAUUGGAAUAAAAGUACUACUUUACAACACUGUAGCAGCAAGCCGUAUUUAUGAAAAAGGAGUUCCAACAGAAACGCCCACUUAUUUAUCGUCUUCUUGUACGCACACUCCAUUCACUUUUACAGAAAUGUGUGAGGCUAUGGAUGAUAAUAAAGUUUGGGAUAUUGCGUCAUUAGAACGCUCCUUUUUGAUACCAGGUGUUUGUUAUACUCAAUCAAGAUUACUGUACAAAUUUUUGGUGUUCACAAAAGAAGUCAUACCAUGUAUGCUUGGAGAUGUUUUGAUUUCUGUCUUUGGUCAUAAGCCGGCUCUGAUGAGUAGUCUGCGAAAAGUUUAUCAUGCAAUUGAAAUUAUGAAACCUUUCCUUUUCAAUGGUUAUACUUCUAGUGGUAUAACAGAUUUCGAAACUAUAUGCAAGGCGACAAAGGGCACUGAGUUUGAUGUGAAUUGUUAUAAAACAUGUGCAUAUGACUAUCCAAAUUUGGUUGAAUCGAUUACAAAAAUGGGUUAUAAAAUACGAGAAAAUUUAAUGCACCAAAAUCCAAAGACACUACCAAAGGCUAGAAAAAUCUUGCGCAUCAAGAAAAGAAUUUACAGAAUAAUACAAAUGUUUAUGGCAUAUUAUAUGCUAAAUUGGUUCUACAGCACCAUUUACAAUUUUAUUAGUAUAAAUUUUUCAAACUAUUCUCAUUCUCUAGAACUUCAAAAAUUGAUCAAAUGA